AUGUUUAUGGAAAUUCCGCCAGGCGCGGACCUCUCUCAGAUCGCCUUCAUCGCAAAUCCCGAUGGCUCCCCUCCGAAUUUUGUCGACCCUCCGUCGCUCAAGGCGGUUACAUGCGCGGUGAUCAUCAUAUUGAUGGUUAUAUCGUUCUUAAUGGUGCUGUUUAGAAUCCGAAUGAACUUGAAAGGGCAAGAGAAGUUCACAUAUGACGAUUACUUUUGUAUUGUCGCAUGGAUCCUCGCGACGGUUUACGGUGCCAUUGUCAUAUCAGCAACUCCUACUGCCCGACAUGCCUGGGACGUUCCCCUCGGCGCCAUAGAUGCGUCGUGGGUUAAACGCAGCGCGGUUCUCGGGACUAUCUACGGGCCGGCUAUGUGGUUCGCCAAAACUGCCAUCUUGACGAUGUAUCUGCGCGCGUUCGGCAUUGUUAGAUGGAUGUGGUGGUGCUGCCACACUGGAAUCGCGUUCCUCUUCUGUGCCUAUUGGAGUCUCGUUCCCGUCUCGGUCACGUACAACUUCCCCCUCAGGGCCCAUCAACAUUGGGACCUUGCUCUGUCGUUAAGCAGCACUCCAGCCCAGCUUCCCUUCGUUAUUAUGGGCCUCAUAAGUGUGGUAUCCGACUUGUAUAUCCUGAUCUUGCCUUUUCCGAUAUUGCUCAAACUACAUGUUUCGAGGAGGAGGAAAAUCGGGUUGUGCUUGGUUUUCGCAACUGCGGCCAUUGGGAUCGUGAGUAGCUGUCUCGUUUUGUAUUUCCGCGUAGUGCUUUGGAAGAACAUGACACAAGACGCGACCUGGUAUGUCGCGUCUUCCUACUUGACCGUUGCUGUCGAAAUAAAUGUUGCGGUCAUCAUAAGCUGCGUGCCAGCUGCUGCGGCAUCGUGGAAGCUCUUCUCCCAAGAAUCCAGACCUUUCUUGAGCCUACGGUCGGCUUUCAAGAGUUCAAGAAACCUGAUACAUGUCGCCUCUGGGUCGAACUUAACUGCAGGAAAGAUGCCAAAGCCAUACUCGGGUAUCAAGUUAGCGUCUCUUGAAUCAGUUGGGGCUCGCUCGUAG
Messenger RNA from Annulohypoxylon truncatum, 1050 nucleotides. RefSeq lists its product as uncharacterized. Bases 1 to 1050 code for a protein of 349 amino acids. The record is from RefSeq and is a predicted model, not a curated record. NCBI's taxonomy places the organism in Eukaryota, Fungi, Ascomycota, Sordariomycetes, Xylariales, Hypoxylaceae. The transcript has 6 exons.